AUGAAGCGGUCUCCAGGAUCUCCCAUUAUCUCCCCUGACCCUCUCCAAAUGACGUCUCCUCCAGCGUUGAAGAAAUUUAAAGCAGCCCCAUUCAGUGUAGAGGACGGGGACAAUGAGGAUGGUGCAUGGACCAAAGUCGAGAGGCGCAAGGCGAAGAAGGUCAGGAAGACGGAGGUCAAGCUGGAUGCUCUUCCAAUACCGAGAUUUAUGUAUGCGAGUGGCGAGAUUCUGAAGCGGAGAGAGGCGGUGGGAAUUAGUGACAUCCGGGAGUUGGUGCUCCAUCUAGUGGCAGACGCUCCUCCACCGAGCUGGGUCAGGGUCGAUAAUCCACGCACGAUCCAAAAAGUCGUUGCGCUUCUCAUCCCAGGCCUCACGCCAGAAAUCGUCGCUCUACCGCCCCUCCCCACUUCCGCCACAGCGAACCCCAACCUUCCCCUCAUCGUCCCACUACCACCUGACUCGCCUGCAGAACGUUUAGCACACGGUGUCCCUUUCAUCUCCUCUACAUUCAGCCACGCGUGUCCAACACGAGCUCCAGGUGACCAGACGCGCAUGCACUCCGUCCUCAACGCGUUCUUCCAGGGUCCAAUCACCGGAGACGAAAGGAAGAGACGGGCGAUGCAACGAAUUACUUCUGAGCGGAACCAGGACAGCACCCCGCUGCGAUAUCUCCUGACCACAGAGCAGAUGAUUGAGAACGAGUACCCGGUCCCGUCAUAUAUCGCGGAAGUGUUCGAGAAGCCGCUAGAAUGGGUGGAGAUCCCUGCGCCACGCAAGGAACCCUUCCCACCAACAAUACCUGAGAAGAGUCUUCCGAGGAUUUACGCCAUCGACUGCGAGAUGUGCUUGACGGAGGACGGCAAGGAGCUCACCCGAGUGUGCAUGAUCGACUACGCGUCCGGAAAGGUCAUAUUCGAUCAGCUCGUGAAGCCCAAAAAGCCCAUUCAAGACUAUCUCACUCGAUGGUCUGGGAUUACUGCUGAAGCACUUGACCCCGUAACUACUACAUUUGAAGAAGUCCAAUCGCACAUUAUUUCCCUCCUCUCCGCUUCUCCCACUCCCGUCCUCGUCGGCCAUUCCCUAGAAUCCGACCUCAAAGCGCUCAAAAUCUGCCACCCCCAUUGUAUUGACACCGCUGUAAUAUAUCAUCAUCCUCGAGGGCGACCACUGAAGCCGGGGCUAGCCUGGCUGACGAAGAAGUGGUGCGGCCGUGAAAUUCAGAACAGGGGAGAGGGCGGGCACGAUCCGGAAGAGGACGCGCGUGCAUGUCUCGAUCUCCUCAAGAAGAAGGUGCAAAAUGGCGCCGGCUUCGGCGAGUUCAAGACGGAUCUGGAGUCGAUAUUCGAGCGCAUGGCGAGGUCACGGUCAGGCAGUAUUUGCACCGCCGUGGUGGACCACGGCAACCCUACCGCAUGGCACGGGUCCAAGGCGACGACCACUGUAGCUUGCAAGAGCGACAUGGAGGUUUUUGAAGGGCUCCUGGGUGCUGUUCACUCACACCAUUUCUUGUUUGCACGCUUCACUGCGGUCGCCGACGGGUUAGGCUGGAUCACGAACAAAGCGAACAGCGACGUGCUCCCUUCCUCGCCAGCCCUUUCCUCCACUUCGCCAUCCGACAUGCGGGCCAUCCUCUCUUCCCUGGAUGAGCAGCUCUCGCGGCUCUACGCCGCGCUGCCCCCGCGCACUGCGCUGGUCAUCUUCACGGGGCACUCGGAUCCUCGGCGCAUGUCGGAGCUGAACGCGCGCAAGGCGGCGUUCGAGAGUGUACUGCGCCAGGGUAGGAGCGUCGAGGACAUCGGACAGGACGACAGGUGGACGAGCGCAGACGGGCGCGCUCUCGAGGAGGAGGUGGAGAAGGCGAAACGCGGGCUGCUGUUUUUGGGGAUUAAGCCGACGUAG
This is a messenger RNA of Sparassis crispa, 1899 nucleotides long. RefSeq lists its product as uncharacterized. The record is from RefSeq and is a predicted model, not a curated record. The transcript has 9 exons. The coding region runs from base 1 to 1899 and encodes 632 amino acids. Lineage: Eukaryota; Fungi; Basidiomycota; Agaricomycetes; Polyporales; Sparassidaceae. Gene Ontology annotation, molecular function: exonuclease activity; nucleic acid binding. Gene Ontology annotation, cellular component: nucleus.